Molecule: messenger RNA, 1392 nt
Organism: Penicillium diatomitis
Lineage: Eukaryota; Fungi; Ascomycota; Eurotiomycetes; Eurotiales; Aspergillaceae
Gene: atfA
Product: bZIP transcription factor atfA
Exons: 3
Coding region: 1-1392 (463 amino acids)
Biological process (GO): regulation of transcription by RNA polymerase II
Molecular function (GO): RNA polymerase II cis-regulatory region sequence-specific DNA binding; DNA-binding transcription factor activity, RNA polymerase II-specific
Source: RefSeq, a predicted model, not a curated record
AUGAAGGCUCCCCGUACUCGUCGAACCGACUCGCAGGUCGUGUCUUCCGACGCCAAAGAGCAACGGUCGGAUGUAGACGCUUCCACCUCGCUGGCGCCGCCUCCACGCCCUGCUACAACUACCGCGAGCGAUACCCCCGACUACUUCAAUUCGGUCCACAAUCCCUUCUCGCUGGAGCCAAAUCCAUUUGAGCAGUCCUUUGGCACUGGGAACUCUGCCGAGACUCCUGGAAAAUCGCUCCUACCUCCCGUGGCCGCCCUCACCUCGCCCGCACUGCCUGGUGCGUCAUCGGGCGGCGGUUACAACUGGUCCAACUCGCUGCGCUCGGGGCCACUCAGCCCGGCAAUGCUUCCAGGACCGACCGGCUCCAACGACUAUUUCGACAGCAUCGGUCGUGGCUUCCCGACACCAAACGAGUCAUCGCUUCGCACAGGUCUGACCCCCGGCGGCGGGGGAUCGAUGUUCCCGGCUCCAAGUCCCAACUCACAGGCUCUUCUACAACACCUGCAAAGCGGCGGUGCUACCCCAUCGACUAUUGAGUUCCACCGCACUGCGCUGGCCGCAAAGAAGAACUCUGGAAAUGGGUCAAACUCCAAUGCCAAUGAAUCAGAGCCAACAUCUCACCCAGCCAUGGACACAAAGCCGCAGCCGACAUCAACAGACUUCACUCAACACGACGCGGCCGAUGCCGCAAAUGGUCUCUUCAUGCUGGCCAAAGGUGGUCAGGCAAACAACAUGCCCAUGAAUCAAGUCUCCAACGCGCACCAUGAUUCGCGAUCUUCUGCAGCUCGACGUGUCUCGCAGAACACGAACGGUGGGAUAAGCCGUGAGAUGAGUGGCGAGGCGUCCGAAGACCCUUCGAAAACCGUGUCCAAGGGGAAGGGCAAAAAGAGUGCCCCCAAAGCAACCCCAGCGAACAAUCGCCGGAAAACAGACGAACCUACCAAGGGUCCAAACAAGAAGAUUAAGAUGUCGGAAACACCAUCCGAUGAUUCAGAGGACGAGGAGAUGAGGAAUUCCAACAUGGAUCCGAAGAAGAUGACGGACGAAGAAAAGCGGCGAAAUUUCCUGGAACGGAAUCGUGUUGCUGCUUUGAAGUGUCGUCAACGGAAGAAGCAAUGGCUUGCGAAUCUUCAGGCCAAGGUUGAGCUUUUCACCACUGAGAACGAUGCCCUCACAGCUACAGUGACCCAAUUGCGUGAGGAGAUUGUCAAUCUCAAGACUUUGCUCUUGGCUCACAAAGACUGUCCUGUGUCUCAAGCUCAAGGUCUCGGCCCGCUCAUGAUGAACGGGAUGGCGACCGGGUUCGAUCCCCACGGCUAUGGCAUGCCUGGUCAGAUGGGCAUGCCGCCUGGCGGCCCAAUUCCUGCCCAGGGCAUGCGGAGAGCUUGA